Molecule: messenger RNA, 1377 nt
Organism: Perca fluviatilis (European perch)
Lineage: Eukaryota; Metazoa; Chordata; Actinopteri; Perciformes; Percidae
Gene: gatd1
Product: glutamine amidotransferase like class 1 domain containing 1
Exons: 7
Coding region: 204-845 (213 amino acids)
Source: RefSeq, a predicted model, not a curated record
CACACAUACAGUAUAUCUAUGCUUUCACAUAUUGUUUUUUGACAGUAAACCUUUAUUCUGAAAUCUUCUCCGGAUGUUGUUGUCAGCUGACAGUACUUCCUCCUCGCGGACUUCCCUUGCGUGAUUUCACCCACAAUUAUCUUCUUAUUGAUUUCUUAAAAUAUACAAAUAUUUAACGUGGACGGAACACGGACAUAAAUGAAAUGUCUGCAAAACCGACUUGUUUGAUUGUGGCGAGUGCGUCUCCUCAAGGGGUGUCAGCAACGUCUUUUCAUCAGUCAUUCAGCCUUUGUGCAUCAGUGUUUAAUCUCCAGACAGCCACGCCUGGGGGGAAGCCAAUAGACUUUGUUGGAGUUGAUGAAAGCACUGCUAGAUGGGUGCAGGACUUCAACGUAAAACCCUACGCAACACCUGCUAAACUUGAAUCUAUCGAUGGUGCUCGAUACCAGGCGCUUCUCAUCCCGGACUGUCCCGGAGCGCUAAAUGACCUGGCACACAGCGGCUCUCUGCACCGCAUUCUCACACACUUCAUCUCUCACCAAAAGCCUGUUUGUGCAGUGGGACAAGGAGUUUCAGCGCUUUGUUGUGCCACUGAGGGACAGAGGUGGAUCUUCAGUGACUACAGCCUAACAGGGCCAUCAGUGUUUGAACUGGUGCGGAGGCCUGACUUUGCCAACCUACCCUUAGUCGUGGAAGACUUUGUGAAAGACAGUGGUGGAUCGUACACAGCAAGUCAAGAAGAUUCUGUUCAUGUAGUCAUAGACAAACACCUAAUAACUGGUCAGAAUAUGCAGUCAACCUCACUUGCUGUAAAUAAUCUGAUCCUGCUCUCUAGUGCCAAGUAAAAAAUAGAAAAUGUUAACAUUAGGAGCACUGAAAUUAAACUGCUUAGUUGUCCCACAUUUAUAUUCAUGUAAUUAAAACAAACGUUCAUCUCAGACAGAUAUUGGAAGAUGCUGGGUUUAGAACAGAUGUUUGGCAACACUGUAAAUACUUCAUUACUUUUCAAUGCUGUUAUUAUAAAAACCACACAAUCAAAUGUCUUGAUACGAAAAUAAAAAUGAGAAAAAAAAGGCAGAUGUAGUUUUGAGGAUGUUCAAAGCCAGAGAAGGGUUCAUCUUCACAGCAAGCAAGGCUGCAUCCAAGAGCAGAAAUAUUUGAGCAAAACAGCAGACGAUGUCUGAUGAGAGGCUGCAGAUGUGUGUGGCACGUGAACAAGAGAAGAAUAUAACCCUUCAUUUAAACGUUAUACAUAUUGACGAUCAUGCACCUUCUGUUGUUGAAUGGAGAUGUGUCACUGCACUCUGACUAAACUGUACAAGUUGAAAAUGUUUCACAACAUCAAUGAAAAUCAAUAAAACAUACUGAAGUACCUCA